Molecule: messenger RNA, 2355 nt
Organism: Tupaia belangeri chinensis (Chinese tree shrew)
Lineage: Eukaryota; Metazoa; Chordata; Mammalia; Scandentia; Tupaiidae
Gene: SLC5A12
Product: solute carrier family 5 member 12
Exons: 16
Coding region: 321-2177 (618 amino acids)
Biological process (GO): transmembrane transport; sodium ion transport
Cellular component (GO): extracellular exosome; membrane
Molecular function (GO): lactate transmembrane transporter activity; symporter activity
Source: RefSeq, a predicted model, not a curated record
CAGUGUCAGCACAUAUCUAAAUUCCUUCUUCCUGGCAUUUGCUUCAGGAGAGAAACAGCUCUUGGCCAAGGUCACAUUUCAAGUUGCCAUCUAUUUAUACCAAUACUAUUACCAGAUUCUUCUUGACAAUCAUCUUUUGAGAUCUUCUCUGAGCACAACUUGGUGUUUGGAGAUCCACAUGGUGCCUCUGGUCAGCAUUCUCUUCAGGGAAUCACAUUGCACCCUCCUCUCCACAAAGCAUCUGCUAGACUAAACUGCUUUUGGAAACAUCUUCUCCCUGACAACUGUUGGAAAUCAACUCUGGUGUCAUACUUCCCAGUAUGGAGGUGAAGAACUUUGCAGUUUGGGAUUAUGUUGUAUUUGCAGCUCUCUUUGUCAUUUCCUCAGGAAUUGGGGUGUUCUUUGCUAUUAAGGAGAGAAAAAAGGCAACUUCCCGGGAGUUCCUUGUAGGCGGAAGGCAAAUGAGCUUCGGUCCUGUAGCCUUAUCUCUGACAGCCAGUUUCAUGUCGGCCGUCACUGUCCUGGGGGCCCCUUCCGAGGUCUACCGCUUUGGGGCAUCCUUCAUUCUCUUCUUCAUUGCGUACACAUUUGUCAUCCUCUUCACAGCAGAGCUUUUUCUCCCUGUGUUCUACAGAUCCGGCAUCACCAGCACUUAUGAGUAUUUACAACUACGGUUCAACAAGCCAGUGCGCUAUGCUGCAACAGCCAUCUACGUUGUUCAGACGAUUCUCUACACAGGAGUGGUGGUGUAUGCUCCUGCUCUGGCGCUUAAUCAAGUGACUGGCUUUGAUCUCUGGGGCUCUGUGUUUGCAACAGGAAUCGUCUGCACAUUCUACUGUACCCUGGGAGGAUUAAAGGCGGUGGUGUGGACAGAUGCAUUUCAGAUGGUAGUGAUGGUUGUGGGCUUCCUAUCCGUUCUCAUUCAAGGAUCAGCUCAUGCUGGUGGAUUACACAAUGUCAUAGAGCAAGCAACGAAUGGAUCUCGACUGAAUAUAUUUGAUUUUGAUGUGGACCCUCUCAGGAGGCACACAUUCUGGACGAUCUCAGUGGGAGGGACGUUUACAUGGCUCGGGAUUUAUGGAGUUAAUCAAUCAACUAUCCAGAGAUGCAUCUCUUGCAAAACAGAAAAGCAUGCUAAACUUGCCCUGUACUUUAACUUGCUGGGUCUCUGGAUCAUCCUGGUGUGUGCCGUCUUCUCUGGCUUGAUCAUGUACUCCCACUUCAAAGACUGUGACCCUUGGACAUCAGGCAUUAUCUCAGCACCAGACCAGCUGAUGCCAUACUUUGUCAUGGAGAUCUUUGCCACGAUGCCAGGGCUGCCAGGACUUUUCGUGGCCUGUGCCUUCAGUGGAACUCUGAGCACCGUGGCCGCCAGCAUCAAUGCUUUAGCAACAGUGACCUUUGAGGAUUUCGUCAAGAGCUGUUUUCCCCAUGUCUCCGACAAGCUGAGCACCUGGAUCAGUAAAGGUUUAUGUCUUCUGUUCGGUGUGCUGUGCACUUCCAUGGCAGUGGCUGCAUCACUCAUGGGGAGCGUCGUGCAGGCUGCCCUCAGCAUCCAUGGCAUGUGUGGGGGACCGAUGCUGGGCUUGUUCUCCCUGGGAGUCGUGUUCCCUUUUGUGAACUGGAAGGGUGCACUAGGAGGCCUUCUUAUUGGAAUCACCUUGUCAUUUUGGGUGGCCAUUGGGGCCUUUGUUUACCCUGCCCCAGACUCUAAGACGUGGCCCUUGCCUUUAUCGACAGACCAGUGUGUCCACUUAAAUGUGACAUCAGUGCCUUCAGUGUUCCCCAGCAGACCCGCCAUAGCUGACACCUGGUACUCCAUCUCCUACCUCUACUACAGUGCGGUGGGCUGUCUGGGAUGCAUUGUGGCUGGAGUGCUCAUCAGCUUCCUAACAGGUCACCAGAAAGGCAAGGAUAUUCAACCACUGUUAAUUAGGCCAGUAUGCAAUUUAUUUUGCUUUUGGUCUAAAAAAUACAAAACACUGUGCUGGUGCGGAGUUCAGCAUGACAUUGAGACAGAGCAGGAAAACCUUGAGAAUGGCAGUGCCUGGAAACAAGAGGCUGACUCUGUCUUACAGAAUGGACUGAGGAGAGAGAGCCUGGCCCAGGAUGUAGGCUAUGAUCCCAAAGACAAAAGCUACGACAACAUGGCGUUAGAGAAAAUUACCCAUUUCUGAGGCAACACGUGUGUACGUGUGUGUGCAUACACACACACACAUAUACACAUACUUCACACAUUUUUUGCUUAUUUGUUAGUAGAUCUAGAGAGUUGUCACUGAUAGAAGAUAAGGAUAUUUGUAUUUAUUUAUAAUGAUAAAUAAAAUGACUAGGGCCAGCCUGUGGCUUGGUGGUUCA